This is a messenger RNA of Fragaria vesca subsp. vesca, 2211 nucleotides long. RefSeq names its product pentatricopeptide repeat-containing protein At4g14820-like. Gene Ontology annotation, molecular function: zinc ion binding; protein binding; RNA binding. Bases 1 to 2211 code for a protein of 736 amino acids. Lineage: Eukaryota; Viridiplantae; Streptophyta; Magnoliopsida; Rosales; Rosaceae. The transcript has 2 exons. Gene Ontology annotation, biological process: RNA modification. The record is from RefSeq and is a predicted model, not a curated record.
AUGUCAACGCUACCCUGCACCACUCUAUCCCUCCCUCACCCCCCAAACCCAAACCCAAACACACCCCGAACCCCAACAAACCUAAACACCACACCCACAACCCUCUUCAAAUCCCUCUCCUCCUCCACCAACCUCACCCACCUCAAACAACUCCACGCCCAAAUCCUCAAAACCAACCCCGACCGCUCCCACUUUCUCCUCUCCAAACUCCUCCUCUCCUCCUUCCCUCUCUCCCCUUCUCUCCACUACCCCCUCUCCCUCUUCCACCAAAUCCCCAAACCCCAAACCCACCUCUGCAACAAGCUUCUCCGUGAGCUUUCGCGCUGCCGCGAGCCCGAAAAGGCCCUCUUGGUCUAUGAGACCAUGCGGAGGGAGGGUGUCGCUCUCGACCGGUUCAGCUUCCCGCCAUUGUUGAAGGCCGUGUCGAGAGCUGUGGUUCUGGCUGAGGGUUUGGAGAUUCAUGGGCUUGCUUGCAAGUUGGGCUAUGAUUCCGACCCGUUUGUGCAGACGGUUUUGGUCAGAAUGUAUGCUGCUUGUGGGAGGGUUAUGGAUGCACGCCAAGUGUUUGAUAAAAUGCCUAGCCGGGAUGUUGUUGCCUGGAGUAUUAUGAUUGAUGGAUACUGUCAGAGUGGGCAUUAUGAUAUUGCAUUCCACCUCUUUGAGGAGAUGAAGAAUACGGAUGUGAAGCCUGAUCAGAUGAUUCUUUCGGCAAUGCUUUCUGCCUGCGGACGUGCUGGGAAGUUGAGUUAUGGGAAGGCAAUCCAUGACUUCAUUGAGGAUAAUAAUAUUGUGGUUGACUCUCAUAUACUGAGUGCUCUUAUCGCCGUGUAUGCCGGUAGUGGUUCUAUGGAUUUGGCUCAGAAAUUGUUUGACAAGACGUCAGUGAGAAAUUUCGUAGUGGCAACUGCCAUGGUCUCUGGGUAUUCAAAAGUGGGACGGGUUGAAGAUGCACGCAAGAUUUUUGACCAAAUUGUUCAGAAGGACUUGGUCUGUUGGAGUGCUAUGAUAUCUGGUUAUGCUGAAAGUGAUCAACCUCGAGAGGCACUUAGAUUGUUUUCUGAAAUGGAAGUUUCGGGAUUAAGACCUGACCCAGUCACCAUGUUGAGUGUCAUUUCAGCCUGUUCUCAUCUUGGUGCACUGGAUCAAGCUAAAUGGGUUCAUUCAUAUGUUGAUACGAAUGGAUUCAGUGGAGCUUUGUCUAUCAACAAUGCCCUCAUUGAUAUGUAUGCGAAAUGUGGAAGCUUGGAAAGAGCAAGACAAGUAUUUGAGAAAAUGCCAAGAAGAAAUGUGAUAUCUUGGACCACUAUGAUUAGUGCCUUUGCCAUGCAUGGGGAUGCCAGUAACGCACUCAGUUUCUUCAGUCAAAUGAAACUUGCCAAUGUAGAGCCCAACGCUGUUACAUUUGUGGGAGUGCUUUAUGCUUGUAGUCAUGCGGGGUUCGUUGAGGAGGGUCGACAGAUUUUUGCAUCAAUGGUGAAUGAGUACAAUAUCACUCCUAAACUCAAGCACUAUGGUUGCAUGGUUGACCUCUAUGGCCGUGCAAAUCUCUUAAGAGAAGCUCUUGAGGUUAUUGAGACAAUGCCCCUGGCACCAAAUGUUGUCAUUUGGGGAUCUUUAAUGGCAGCCUGUCAGAUUCAUGGUGAGAUUGAAUUAGGAGAAUUUGCUGCAAAACAGGUUCUUGAGCUGGAACCAGACCAUGAUGGAGCCCUUGUAUUCUUAUCCAACAUUUAUGCAAAAGAAAGAAGAUGGGAGGAUGUUGUUAUGGUGAGAAAAAUAAUGAAAAAUAGAGGCAUCUCAAAGCGGAGGGGAUGCAGCAGGAUAGAACUACAGAAUGAGGUACAUGAGUUUUUAAUGGCAGAUAGAAGUCAUAAACAAGCAGAUCAGAUCUAUGAGAAGUUGAAUGAGGUAGUUAGUGAGGUGAAGCGAGUUGGCUAUACUCCCAAUACAUGUAACGUUUUGGUUGAUAUAGAAGAAGAGGAAAAGAAGGAAGCAAUUCUCUGGCACAGUGAGAAGUUGGCUGUUUCUUUUGGUUUGCUUAGUGCCAAAAAAGGUUCUUGCAUUCGCAUGGUUAAGAAUCUCAGGAUUUGUGAAGAUUGCCAUAAUUUCAUGAAGUUGGCUUCAAAGGUGUAUGAUAGAGAGAUUAUUAUCAGAGAUAGGACUAGGUUUCACCAUUACAAACAUGGUUACUGUUCUUGUAAAGACUACUGGUAA